GACUGAAGGAGGGAAGUGAGUCUGGAUCAGCUGUUAGCUGUCGAUCCUCCUUCCUCCCCUCACCACCAGCACCCUCCCCAGCGUACAGUAAAAAAAAAAAAAACAACCGGAGUACCCGGCCAGAGAAGACACAGCGUCUGCCUGUGAAGACAGAAGUCAGGUGGACAGCAGCUUCUCGUAGAUUCCAGCAUGAACUCUCUCCCAGGAAGAGCCGCACUGUCCCUGUGCAGGCGCACGGCCACAGGCGGGAUGAUGAGGGUCCUAUCAGGUGCCUCGGCUGCAGGGGUCCUGUCGGCCGACAGGGCCUCUUUCCAGGCUGUGCGGUCCUGCCACUCCGGGACGAGCCGCAAGCCCAGCGUGAAUACCAAGAAGAGGGGCUACGACAUCACCAGAAACCCCUACCUCAACAAGGGAAUGGCAUUCACCCUGGAGGAGCGCUUACAACUGGGUAUCCACGGCCUGCUACCCCCCUGCUUCCUGUCCCAGGAUGUCCAAGUCCUGCGCGUCAUGAAGAGCUAUGAAACACGCACUAAUCCUCUGGACAAGUACAUCCUGUUGAUGACACUACAGGACAGGAAUGAGAAGUUGUUCUACCGUUUGCUGACCUCUGACAUCGAGGAGUUCAUGCCAAUCGUCUACACUCCCACUGUCGGCCUGGCUUGCCAGCAAUAUGGACUCGCUUUCAGGAGACCAAGAGGACUCUUCAUCACCAUCCAUGACCGAGGCCACAUUGCCACGAUGCUCAACUCCUGGCCAGAAGAAGACAUAAAGGCCAUCGUAGUGACUGAUGGGGAGCGUAUCCUCGGCCUGGGGGACCUGGGCAGCUAUGGGAUGGGCAUUCCUGUGGGGAAGCUGGCGCUCUACACAGCCUGCGGUGGGGUUCGGCCACAGCAGUGUCUCCCUGUGCUACUGGAUGUUGGCACAGACAACCAGGCACUGCUCAAUGACCCUCUGUACAUUGGGCUGAAGCACAAGAGAAUCAGAGGAAAGGAGUACGAUGAACUGAUUGACGAGUUCAUGCAAGCAGUGACAGAUAAGUACGGGAUGAACUGCCUCAUACAGUUUGAGGAUUUCGCCAACAGCAACGCAUUUCGCAUCCUCAACAAGUACAGGAAUCGAUACUGUACCUUCAACGACGACAUCCAAGGCACGGCUUCUGUAGCUGUUGCAGGGAUCUUAGCAGCUUUAAAGAUCACCAAGAACAAAUUGUCAGACCACACUUUUGUCUUCCAAGGGGCAGGCGAGGCUGCUUUGGGUAUUGCUCAUCUGCUUAUAAUGGCCAUGGCCAAGGAAGGAUUGAGUAAAGAAGAAGCUGUCAAGAAGAUCUGGAUGGUGGACUCAAAGGGCCUCAUUGUGAAGGGAAGAAGCCACCUAAACCACGAGAAGGAGGAGUUUGCUCAUGAGCACGCGCAAAUCAAAACACUGGAGGAGGUGGUGAGCACCAUCAAACCCACUGCCAUUAUAGGCGUCGCUGCAAUUGGAGGAGCCUUUACAGAGAAGAUUAUUAAAGACAUGGCGUCUUUCAACGAGAGGCCAAUCAUCUUUGCUCUGAGUAAUCCUACCAGCAAGGCCGAGUGCACAGCAGAGCAGUGCUACAAGCUCACGGAGGGUCGGGGCAUCUUUGCUAGUGGAAGUCCCUUUGAUAAGGUGACGCUGGCAGAUGGGCGCACCUUCUACCCCGGACAGGGUAACAAUGCCUACGUCUUCCCUGGAGUCGCUUUGGGCGUUAUAGCCUGCGGAGUCCGCCACAUAUCUGAUGACGUUUUCCUCACCACCGCAGAGGCAAUCGCCAACAUGGUCACAGAGGAGAACCUGGCUGAGGGAAGGCUUUAUCCUCCUCUCAACACCAUUAGAGAGGUGUCCUUCAAGAUAGCAGUGAAGAUCGUCAACUACGCAUACAGAAACAACAUUGCUUCAGUGUACCCGGAGCCUAAGGACAAGGAGGCGUUUGUGCUGUCUCAGACCUACAAUUCCGAUUACGACUCCUUCACUCUGGACACAUACGACUGGCCAGAGGAGGCCAUGAAGGUCCAGGACGUGUGAUUGGGGUCAUUGGCGUCUCGUUCUCUCUCUAAACUAAACACGCUGCCAUAGCGGCACGUGAAAAUUGCCUCUAUUCUGAAAUUUUGCCUUUUAGUUUUUUUGUCUCUCUUUUCUUUUAUUUAUGUGACUAAACAGCUGCCCCGAGUAAAGCCAACCAAAUACUACAUAAGAAGAUUAUCUCAGUUUACCGAGUGUUGUUAUUUCAAGUCAUUUUAUCCUCUUUUAGCUCUCUACUUUUAGUUUUCCAUAAAAAACAUUUUAAAUACGCACAAAAGCAUAUCAGAUAUCAUUCUCACAACAUAAACCACACUCCUGCUGCAAUCUGAUUUCACAGUGUAUCACAACAUGUUUUUCUUGUCUUGACAUGAAGGAACAGAGGACUUAUUUUGAAGACUCUCUGUGCCUCUUACUGUGUGAACUCAGGAUGUCCAUGUUUUCAUAUUCCAAGUUCAAACUGUUAUAGGAGACACAUCUGGCUCGUCCCAGAUUUUCCACUCCGUCCCUGUGUGCACAUAUGUUAGCCUGCACGCAGGGCAUAAAACACUCCAUUAUCAACCUCCGUUUCUUUAUAAAACGAGUGAUUUCUGACAGCAGGCACUACUCUCUUCUUUUUUAUGUGUUUGGAGGAAGCAUCGAUAAAUUGAGUUAUCCUCGUUUUUGUUCACAGUGCUGUGCUUUCCUUUGUUUGUUUUGUAAAGAGCUCUGCCUAAUGUGUUUUUGCCAAAGUUGUCAGCUGUAUCAUAUGUUACUCCUAGAGGACGUGAUGCUGUGCACGCUUUAGCACUGAGAGAUAUGCUUGAAGUUUUCAAAGGGAACAUGAAGCUUUUUAAAUAAAAGUAUCAAUAAGA
Molecule: messenger RNA, 2891 nt
Organism: Pelmatolapia mariae (spotted tilapia)
Lineage: Eukaryota; Metazoa; Chordata; Actinopteri; Cichliformes; Cichlidae
Gene: me3
Product: malic enzyme 3, NADP(+)-dependent, mitochondrial
Exons: 15
Coding region: 190-2043 (617 amino acids)
Biological process (GO): pyruvate metabolic process; malate metabolic process
Cellular component (GO): mitochondrion
Molecular function (GO): NAD binding; malate dehydrogenase (decarboxylating) (NADP+) activity
Source: RefSeq, a predicted model, not a curated record